Molecule: messenger RNA, 4884 nt
Organism: Hippopotamus amphibius kiboko
Lineage: Eukaryota; Metazoa; Chordata; Mammalia; Artiodactyla; Hippopotamidae
Gene: SHROOM2
Product: shroom family member 2
Exons: 10
Coding region: 228-4871 (1547 amino acids)
Biological process (GO): actin filament organization
Cellular component (GO): cortical actin cytoskeleton; apical junction complex; apical plasma membrane
Molecular function (GO): actin filament binding
Source: RefSeq, a predicted model, not a curated record
CGCGCGGCUCCGCUGGCCGCGCGUCCUCCCGGCUGCCUCCCUGCUGCGGGCCGGCACUUUCGCCCCAAGUUGCAGCGCAAGUUUGCCAGUGGCCGGCGGCGGCGGCGGCGGCGGGGGCGCCGGGAGCCUCCCUCGCCCUGGGCCGGCAGGGACUCCCCGGAGUGCAUGGGCGCGGGUCCGGCGGCCCUGGGGGCCUGAGCGGCUGCGCCGCCUGCGCGCCCCGCGCCAUGGAGGACGCCGAGCCCCGCGCGCGGCUAGGGCGCCUGGCAGAGGCCGAGGCGCGGGCGGCCGAUGGCGGGCGCCUGGUGGAGGUGCAGCUGAGCGGCGGCGCCCCCUGGGGCUUUACCCUGAAGGGCGGCCGCGAGCACGGCGAACCUCUGGUCAUCACGAAGAUCGAAGAAGGAAGCAAAGCUGCGGCAGUGGACCAGUUGCUGGCUGGAGAUGAGAUCGUGGGCAUCAAUGACAUCGGUCUGUCGGGCUUUAGACAGGAAGCGAUUUGCCUGGUGAAGGGGUCGCAUAAGACCCUGAAGCUGGUGGUAAAAAGGAGGAAUGAGCUGAGCUGGAGGCCGCACUCCUGGCACGCCACCAAGUUCCCCGACAGCCACCCUGACACGGCCUCUCCAGUCCCUUCUACCAGCACCUGCCCCUCUCGACCUGGCCGGCACCACGCCAGCUCCUCCUCCCAGGACCUGUCCAGUGGCGCAUGGGAGCAGACGAAUCUGCAGCGCACCUCUGACCACUUCAGCUCCCUGGGGAGCGUGGACAGCCUGGACCAGCACGCCCAGUCCUUCCCCUCCGGGUGCCUCUCUGCCGCCAGGUCCAACAGCAGCAUCGAUCACCUGGGCGGCCCGAGCAAGCGGGACUCGGCUUACAGCUCCUUCUCCACCAGCUCCAGCACGCCUGACCACACCCUGCCCAGGGCGGAUGCCUCCUCUGCUGAGAACAUUCUCUACAAAGUGGGCCUUUGGGAGGCCUCCACCUUAGGUAGCAGCCGGCAGGGCCUGGCUGCCAGUGACCCUCCGGGUGUGGAUGAGAGGCUCGGGUGCUUACCACCCAGGUUCCCCUGUGACAGCAGCAGAAGCCCUAGGCCCGGGGACAGUCCUGAGCCCAAGCUAGCUGCUUCCGGGAGGUCCAGUUUUGGGCCAGUCUGGUAUGUUCCCGAUAAGAAAAAAGCUCCUCCCUCCCCUCCUCCACCUCCUCCGCCUCUCCGCAGUGACAGCUUCGCUGCCACCAAGAGCCACGAGAAGACCCAGGGCUCUCCGUUCUCAGAGGCAGCCACCACGCAGCACUUUCCGGGCCUGACCCGCGCUCCGUCUCACAGCGACUGGAGACCGGACGCGGCCGAUCAGCCGCAGAGACCCGUGCGCCCCGCGGACAGGAGGAGAGCUGGGAGCUCGGGCUGCGCGCAGGGUGUGCACCUGGACUGCGGGUGGCCGCCCUGCGACAGCAGGGCCAGGGCGCUCCCGGGGGCCCCCAGCCGGCUCCAGGCCUCCCUGUCCAGCACGGACGUGCGCUGCCCGCAGUCCUCGCCCGCGUGCCAGCACCCGCGCCACUCCAGCGACGAGAGCCCCUUCUUUCACGAGGGGGUCAGGGCCGACCGCUUCCUGGAUGAGAACGCCACUCCGGUCGGGUGGCCCAGCGCUGGCGACCAGAAGGGGGACUGUGGCGCGCAGAGCCGCUGCUACUGCGUGACCUCCAGACGCGGCCCGCAGGGGAGUGCGCCGGCCGCGCAGCCCGGCUGCUACCCGCCCCGGCUCGACGCGGCCCCGGGCGUCCGGCAGAGAGCGAGGGCGGCGCCGGCGGCCAGGGCGGCCGAGGGCCACUGCCUGGGAGCCGAGGAACCGCCCGGGGCCGGCCUCGUGGAAAAAGCCGGCGUGAAGAGGGUCGCAGGCGGCUUCGCGCGGGCCGGCAGGGGCGGCGAGGUCUGCCCCCUGCAGACGCCCAUGCUGCAGUCGCUGACCUGGGAUGGGGCGCGCCGGCCCGACACCGGCCGCGACGGCACCGCGGAGAGGCUGCCGUCCGAGGCCCCGGCGGGCAAACCCCUGCGGAGGAGCGACCGCUUCGCCACCACCCUAAGGAACGAGAUUCAGCAGCGGCGAGCCAGGCUGCAGAAGAGCCGGAGCUCGGCGGCCCUGGCCGGCGCCGCAGAGGAGGAGGAGGCGGAGGAGGCCGGGGCUGGGGCGCGCCCCUGGGGGCCGCAGCCGGCGAGGGGCUCGGGGGCCGCCCCGGAAGCCGGCUUCCCCGGCUCCUAUAAGGACCACCUGAAGGAGGCGCAGGCUCGCGUGUUGAGGGCCACGUCGUUUCGGCGCCGCGACCUGGAGCCCAGCCCGGAGGACCCCGACACCACCCCCCGCGUCUGGGAGGCGGCCCCAUCCAGGCCGCCCUCAAGGGCCGGUGGCGCGCUGCCCGCCUCGCGCAUCGCAGGCCGGAGGCGCUUCACAGCCGAGCAGAAACUGAAGUCCUAUUCCGAGCCCGAGAAGAUGAACGAGGUGGGGCUCGCGGGGGACGACCGCCGGCGCCAACGCCCCGCACUCUCCAACGAGACUGUGCGCACCUUUGCCGACAGGUGGAAGUUCUUCGAGGAAACCAGCAAGCCCGUAGGCCAGCGGCCGGGGCCGAGGCCAGCGCCCUGUGAGUUCCCCAAGGAGAAGCCGGACAGGCUGUGGACAGUGGGCCCUGGAAAAGAGGGGAAGGUGGGGAGAUCAGACCCGCCUCAGAGGCUUGGAACCUUUGCAGAGUAUCAAGCCUCGUGGAGGGAACAGAGGAAAGCCCCAGAAGCCAGGAGUUCUGGGAGGUACCACUCGGCAGACAACAUCCUGGACGUGGGUCUGGACCAACACGAGAGACCACAGUACAUCCAUGAAAGGUCCCGGUCGUCGCCCUCCACGGACCUCUACAAGCAGGAAGCUUCUGUGGAACCGAGAUGGCAAACAGAGGAUCCCGGUGAGCACCGAGAGCUUUCUUCUGCAGUCCGGGCUGAGGAGGGAUGCCCCAUCCCAAGACAAGCAGAUGCCCCGUGUGCGGAAGACGGUGCAGGAGCUCAGCGGGACCCCCGGCAGCCGUCCCAGGUCUCUGAGCCACCUGGCGCCCCGGAAGCUCCCGAGGUGCCCCCGGAGGGCCGCGGCCGGGCGGGGACCCUCCCUCGCGAUUACAGAUACCCGGAGGAGCGCGCGCCCGCGGACCCGCCCGCCCGGCCCCUGAGCGCCGCGGCGCUCGCCCGCAGGCCCGCCCCGCAGAGGCUGCCACCGCCCCGGCGCGAGCCCAGGCCCCCGGGGAGCGCUGCGGGCGACCCUGCCACGGGCGCCCCGGCCUCCGCUCACGUGGGCGCCCCGGGCGGGCCCUGGCCCGCAGCCCCGGAGGUGUGCGCGGGCCACCCGGCCCUGGCCCGCAGCCCCGGCGCCUCGGUGGGGAAGCUGAGCGCCGGCCGGCCCGCAGACGGCCCCCGGGCCGCGGGGCAGCCGGCCGGGCAGCAUGUAGACGAGCGCGCAGCCUGGCCCCUGCGGGAGGCGCCGCCCCCUUCCAGGUUCCGGCCCCUGCACGCCUCCGCCAUGGAGACCUCGCGCUCCCCCUCGCCUCAGUUCGCGCCCCAGAAGCUGACGGACAAACCCCCGCUGCUCAUCCAGGACGACGGUUCCACCAGAAUUGAGCGGGUGAUGGACAACAACACCACGGUGAAGAUGGUGCCCAUCAAGAUCGUGCACUCAGAGAGCCAGCCCGAGAAGGAGAGCCGCCAGGGUCUGGUCAGUGUUCCGGAGCCGCCCGUGCUGCCCAGCGGACUCGAGCGGGACCAGAUCAAGACGCUCAGCACGGCCGAGCAGUCCUACUCGCGCUUCUGCCUGUACAGCCGCCAGGGCGCCGAGCCCCAACCCCCCAGCACCCCGGCGCCCACAGCCAAGGACAGCCGGGCCUCCCCGCCCGCGCUCAGCUACAUGAAGGCCAAAGAGAGGACCGCCGAAGACCUCAAGUCGGAGGAGCUGGCCCGCGAGAUCGCGGGCAAGGAUAAGUCCCUGGCGGAUAUCCUGGACCCCAGCGUGAAGGUCAAAACCACCAUGGACCUGAUGGAGGGCAUCUUCCCCAAAGACGAGCACCUCUUGGAAGAAGCUCAGCAGCGGAGGAAGCUGCUCCCCAAAGUCCCUUCUCCCAGAACCACGGAGGAGAAGAAGGAGGAGCCGAGUGUGCCAGCGUCCGUGUCCCUAGCCACCAACUCCACCUACUACAGCACAUCAGCCCCCAAGGCGGAGCUGCUGAUUAAGAUGAAGGACCUGCAGGAGCAGCAGGAGCCGGAGGAGGAUUCCGGGAGUGACCCGGACCACGACCUGUCGGUGAAGAAGCAGGAGCUCAUCGAGAGCAUCGGCCGCAAGCUGCAGGUGCUGCGGGAGGCGCGGCAGAGCCUGCUGGAGGACAUGCAGGCCAACAGCACGCUGGGCGACGAGGUGGAGGCCCUGGCCAAGGCCGUCUGCAAGCCCAACGAGUUCGACAAGUUCCGGAUGUUCAUCGGGGACCUGGACAAGGUGGUGAACCUGCUGCUGUCGCUGUCUGGCCGCCUGGCCCGCGUGGAAAACGCCCUCAACAAUCUGGACGACAGCACUCCUCCUGGUGAUCGGCAAUCCCUGCUCGAGAAGCAGCGGGUCCUGAUCCAGCAGCACGAGGACGCCAAGGAGCUGAAGGAGAACCUGGACCGCCGGGAGGGCAUCGUGUUUGACAUCCUGGCCGGCUACCUCAGCCAGGACAGCCUGGCGGACUACGAGCACUUCGUGAAGAUGAAGUCGGCCCUCAUCAUCGAGCAGCGCGAGCUGGAAGACAAGAUCCACCUGGGGGAGGAGCAGCUGAAGUGCUUGCUGGACAGCCUUCAGCCCGACAGAGGCAAAUGAGGGGCCCCCUCCC